AUGGCUAGGUAUAGUGUGAAAGCGUCCUCGUGGAGAUCGUUUAGAAUGUAUCCCGUAAUUAUCGAGUUCCAUGUAAUGGGGCUCUUCUCGUUUUUCGCCUUCUCGAAGAGGUUCACGGCCUUCUCGAGCUCACCGUUCUUGGCGUAUGCCAUGAUCAUAGUGACGGGAUUUUUCUCGGGCAUGCCGAAAAAAAUCGACUCGGCAUUUUCAAUCUUUCUUAAAUUCACGAACCCACCGAUCAACUCAUUCAUGUUGCCCAAGGCUAGGCCCGACACGCUGUUGCAAACUGUUUGGGCUUCAUCCAUGGACUCGUAUUUACUGUACAAACAAACCAAGGCUCCACAAACCGAGUGCUCGCGCUCGAGCCCGGACUUGAUUACAAGCCCGUGA
Messenger RNA from Striga asiatica, 390 nucleotides. Lineage: Eukaryota; Viridiplantae; Streptophyta; Magnoliopsida; Lamiales; Orobanchaceae. The record is from the annotation of a GenBank genome assembly.